Messenger RNA from Macrosteles quadrilineatus (aster leafhopper), 2787 nucleotides. RefSeq lists its product as uncharacterized. The coding region runs from base 280 to 1686 and encodes 468 amino acids. Gene Ontology annotation, molecular function: protein binding. Lineage: Eukaryota; Metazoa; Arthropoda; Insecta; Hemiptera; Cicadellidae. Gene Ontology annotation, biological process: regulation of DNA-templated transcription. The record is from RefSeq and is a predicted model, not a curated record. The transcript is spliced from 10 exons.
AGAACAGCUGGGAACUGUGAACGUGCACUUGCAACUGGCAGCUCCAUUGAUGAAACCAACCGGAGCAGUUCUCGUUAAAAAUAGUUCACCGUGAUUCAAACCGUUACAGAAAUAUCCUGGGGAAUGUGUUGAGGUUUCACAACCUUGAUUCGACCUUUGGAAGUUUCAUUCGGACGUCAUUGGUUGUGUAGAUCGGUAGCCUUUGUGUAGUGUGGUGUGAGCUAGUGAGUUUUGUGCGUCUUUUGUGGUCGUUGUGAAGAUUUAUAAAACGGCUGUGUCAUGGCAGUCAGGUUCAGUUUGGGACCGAACACUCUUCACAGCGACAUGGUGUCACGUCGCAGGAUCCUGUCGCGAUCACGUGACGACCUAAACCUGGACUCCGCCCCAACAUUCGCCCCUCCAGAGGAAGAAGAGGACGUUUGGUAUCAGAAAGAAAAAUUGUACAAGGAUCACAUCCAGGAAGUUCUAGACAAAUGGACCCAGAUUGACGACGAGAUCUGGGCUAAAGUUAUAGUCCUAGAGCGUAACAGGAGGGUGGCUAAGGCAUACGCCCGCGCCCCUGUACUUACUGUCAACGGUAGUGAUGACGGCUUCGACGGUUUCAGAAUUGGAUUAUGCGGAUUUGAUAAUCCAAUGCGAGACCCAAAAACAGAAGACCUUAAGAAACAUAUAGGACACGGAGUUAAAGUGAAGAUGGAUGACCAAGGAAAUAUCCUGGUGAAGCGCGUCUCCAAAUGCAACGUGUACGUCAAAAGCACAGCGGCGGGUCCUGGGGAAGAGACCAGCAUAGGAAGUGAUGUGCUCAAACUGCCAAACUGUGCUCUUGAGCCAGAAAAACCAGUCAAGUUGUUCGACAUGAAGAAGUUCCAGGCCAACGUGAGUCGGGAGUUGCACAGAGCUUACCCAGACCGUCGUCGCCUGGAAUGUCAGUGUCUCAGCGCCAUCGCCUUCGUCAAGGCGGAAGGAGACCUGCUAGACUGUCCCAUCUGGGUGCUCAUCAUCAACGUAGUCGCCAUGGACAUGCUCAAGUCAAAACUACCUCCAAUGAAACGUACGACAGUGGAUAUCCGCAACAGACCUCGCAUACCCAUACCGGACGAGGACCCCUACAGUGUGGCGGGUAACGGGGGCGGCUCUUCAGGCAGCUCUGGGGGUGGUGGAGGCGGCAGUGUGGGGGUGGCGCAGCAUGUGCGGCGUAGUGACAAACCACCCAAACUGCCACCCAGGGGAGACAAUCCCUAUCCCCAUGACAUACCCAAGCCUGACUAUGACGACAUAGAAGAGGAAGAGAAUAGACUCGCAGUCAAAAACUUCCCAUCAUCUCGGGGCACCAGAGAUAAGACCAAGGACAAGAAAUACGACGAUCCGUACUACUGCGGACUGCGUGCCAGGGUGCCCAACUUUGUCAAGAGCAAAGACAAGGCAGCCAUAGCGGCUCAGAUGGCGCGCUACCCCAUGAUGCCUGCGCCGCUACCCCCUCUCCACAACCACGCACACCCCCACCCCUUGUGGCACGCCCGCAGCUACGACAGUGGCAUGGGUAUGACCCUCUACACACACCAACCCCAGCCAUAUUCUGAACACCUAGACUCGCCCUACAACCACAUAUACGGGCGUUUACCAAUCCCUACACGCGGGUACAUACCGUCAACGCCACGCACGAUGUACAUUGGAGAGUGGGACUAGGGAACUACUAUGACGUCACUGGCCCCCCACCACUGCAACUCAACCAAUCAGAAGCCGGAAUGCCAGCGCUACAGGCGAGCGUUACCCCCACCACUUUACGGCACCGCUCCCGGCUUGAACAUCCUAAUAGGGGAAAUGCAAAUGCAAAGACUCAUAACCCCGAAAAUACUCAUUCUCAAGAGAUUCAUUCAAACUGUGGUCAAGGAUUUAUCCAGCAAUUAUUUACCAGAAUUGCCUUGUAUUCAUUUUAUGUUGAUAAUUUAUUUUUUUUAUUCGCCUGUGUUGUAUAGUGUACGUGAUAGCUAUACCACUAGCCACUACAUGUAUAUAGUGUAAUUGUAAUGUAUACUGUAAGUCUGCGCUGAAGACUGCCUGAUUUCCCAAACUUGGGCCCUCUUCAUCGCUUUCAGUUCUUCUUGCACCUGCCUGCUGUCAGACGAGUCCAGAACCAUUAAACGUAUGCUUUUUAUUCAAAAUUCGUUUUUUUUUUAUUUUAAAAAUUCCAAACUCAAAAGAAACACAUUUUUUUUUUUUUUACCGUAAUCCUUGUUUAAUCGACGUGUAUAUUUUUUUGUAGGUAUAUUUAUGUUUUAUAGUUUGAAUAAAAACAUUACCAAUAUUACAUGAUAUUAUAAACACGUAAUCCUUUCAAAUUAAAUCUACAGGUUUUAAGACGCGUUAAACCACAUUUUUAUAUAAUUACAGGUUAAUUACAGGUUAAUUUGCAGAAAACUUAUAUUCAAACUUUAUCAUCGCCUGUCUGACACGAGGCAGCAGCACUGCUCUAUAAGAGUUCUGUAAUGUCAAUGACAUUUAUGUUAAGGUUGUAAUUUUCUUCUGUAUUUAUAAGUUAUUACUUUAACAUCGAUUAGAGAGCAUUUUGUCCGACUUGUACCUAGUCACAGUUCGCCCGAGCACCGGUCCUAGCUAUAGACUGUGCAGUUGUCUAUUUAGACUGUACCUAGACACUAGCUAGACCUAGAUCGUAGACAUGCUCUCCUGUGUACAUAGCCUAGUAACACCAUGCGUGUGCUAUAUUAUCGUAAGCUAAUGACUGUUUUAUAUCGCUCUGUACAUUGAAAUAAACGGUGAUGGAAUGUG